This is a messenger RNA of Lineus longissimus, 5684 nucleotides long. Its product is annotated as thiamine-triphosphatase-like. The transcript is spliced from 3 exons. Bases 163 to 912 code for a protein of 249 amino acids. Gene Ontology annotation, molecular function: thiamine triphosphate phosphatase activity; magnesium ion binding. The record is from RefSeq and is a predicted model, not a curated record. Gene Ontology annotation, biological process: thiamine diphosphate metabolic process; dephosphorylation. NCBI's taxonomy places the organism in Eukaryota, Metazoa, Nemertea, Pilidiophora, Heteronemertea, Lineidae.
ACAAAGAUGGCGUGCACCUGCUCGCUCGAUUCGAUUUAAAAACCACCAGGAAACGGUUCGUCCCUGAAAAAACUACACAUUAUUUAUCGCUAACAACACUAUAAGCGUAAAGAGGACAUUCUAAGGAACAUUUGGAGACAUUUGGUCUUAUCGAGAUACAGCAUGACUGAUACAGAAUCUGUCCCAGUUGCUUGCGACGAAACCCAAGAACCAAAACAGGAGCCAGGGCAUAUGGAAUCACGGGUAGCCAAACCUAAAAAUAAAAAGUGUACAGACGCACUCCUGCCAAAAGCCAUCGAAGUAGAGAGGAAGUUUGUCGUCACUGACGAUUGCAAAGAAAAGCUGCUAGAAUUGGGAGCAGAACUUUUUAAAACGUCAGAAUUCACUGAUGAGUAUUUCGAUGUCGAACAGUACACUUUGACAACUCAUGAUUUUUGGCUGCGAACUCGGGGCGGAAAGUUUGAACUAAAGUCUCCGGUUGUGAAAAACGAUCUAAAUACGCCUUCUUCGCAGUAUCAUGAACUUGACGAUGAAGCGGCCAUCUUGGAAAAGAUAGCGGGAGUCUUAGGGAAGGAUCCUGGCACCAUGUCCCUCCAUGAAUACCUAGCUGAGACCAAAUGCUCCGUGUUUUCUUGCUACACGACCAAGCGGCUGAGUUACAUGCUAGAAGACUUCGAGAUUGUUCUGGACGAGAUGGACUUUGGUUUUAGUAUCGGCGAGAUUGAACGAAUGGUGGAUUCCGAGUCGAAGAUUUCCGAGGCUUUGGUGGCUAUCGACAGUAUGGCAGAGAAGCUAGGGUUGAUAGGACGGAAAAAGGUUCCCGGGAAAAUGCGCGCCUACCUGAAAAUCAAGAGACCCGAGCAUUACCGAGCUUUGGUUGAAUGCGAUGGCAUGGUUGAGAGCAACGCCUAACAGGAGGUAUUCAUUUCCACGGAUGUACAUGCCAGACAUCCGUGUCAUUAUGGAUGUCCACUUUUGAUUUGAAACACUUUAGCAAACUUUGCUCCUGUGUAAAGAAAGUUUGUUAAUGUCAGUGUCCCUCCAAAUAAAAGGGCCAGCGAGCUUUGGCUUAUGAGACACUAUUUACUUCCAAACUCCUCUCUCUGAUGCCAGGUGCCUGGUGAGAAGGUAGUUGGUACCCUAUAUUAAACUAGCUUGCCAGAAUGUAAUGUGCUUCUUAUCAUCCCAAAGAUUUGUGAUGCCAAAAAGGUUAGCCAACCUAUUCUUUGUAGCGAUGUUUCAAUCUGUACAAAACCUUUGGUACCAACCCUGCCUCUGCCCUAGAUGAUGUUCUAAUGACUAGAAAUGUUUUCAUGUAGUCAUUUCAGCUUGUAACAUCUUUAAAAAUCUUGUACCUUGUAGAUGACAAGCUAAACGAACCACAUAUAAAUGAAGUAUCUUUCAUAGUAAGGUAAUCAAAGAAAUUAGAAACAUAAGUUCAUUUUAAGAGUUAAAUUCGAUGAUUUGUCAUUAGUAUACAUUUCUUCUCAAGUCCUCCUUGAUCUUACAAGUAGCUAUAACAUGACCUGGACCGACAAAUCAACGGCUUGAAAUCCUUGUUUUAGAGGAUUCACAUUACGAAUCACGACUUAAGUGUAUUGGAUAGCAAGAGGAGAUGACAACACUUCAGUCGCUCACGUAAUGUUUUUGUAAUUUCAAGUGGCAUGUCUAACGUCAAGAAAAACCUAAGGUAGUUAAGGAGGCAAAGCGUGACAAAGUCUUCCAACAUAUUUAGUGUCUUAAACAACACUUCAGGUCAAAUUUCGAUACGGAUAAAAUAUCUCGCUAAUUGCACUCUGCCGUGAGUGGAUAGAUCGUCUAUGCAAGUUUUCGAAGGCGUUAAGGUUGUUUGCUUACGUCUUGAGGUGUUUUGUUUUGUUUGUUGGUGGCGCUAGUGACACUAAUGAUAGCAUGGUUGCUCUAGUUCAUUACCCGAUGAUUUUGGGUCUCCACUUUUUGGGGACUUUACAGAAACUGCAUGUUUCGAGUAAAAAUGAUAUGGGAUUCAGAUGCUGAAAUUCUUUUGCAGAUAUGGACUAAUUGUUAUGAUCCUUUAUCAGGUUCUAUAAGCCACUAAUGCUGUCAGGCCAAUAAGACUUCGGGCAUUCUGAAAAUGCCUAUACUUAAACUAGGGCCGACCUGCUACAGCAGUAAGUGCAUGCAUGCCAUCUUUGCUCCUGUUUGCUGAACUAUAGGCGCAGGCAAUGGGAGUUUGGGGUUGAAAUGAACCGCUCUUUUGGGGAAAAUUCAUUUAAAUUGACCACGUAAAACCGCAAUGACAUCUUUUUACCACAAAAGUCCUUUUGUUUUUGGGAAAUGCCCCUUCCUCAGGCAGAACCCCCUCGAGCAGAAACCCCCACGAGAAAUUCUGGCUACGCCUAUGUUUGCUAACGAAUCGUAAGCUUUUGUAAUAGCAUGUUAAAUCAUUUCGCUCGGCUUUUGUAAUAGCAUGUUCAAUCAUUUCAUUGCAUAACACGAUAAUUUUGCUUUUAUUUUUGCACCCAUUCCAGCGCAAGUUUUGGGGAAUAAGAGAUUGAAAAAUGUCAAGAUAUUUGUGUAAAGGAAACCACAAUUUGUACUUUAAGGAUGUAUACUUAUCAGUAAUCUAACCAAUUUUCUUUCAACUUAUCUUUUAUACUAAGUAAGUUUUUUGUAUAUUGUAAUGAUCAAGCAAAUUCUAGAAACAAAUAAGAUAUUGACGAAAACCAUUGUCAUGUCGUGAUGAAAUUGUAUCAUUUGAUUAAAAAAGUUAUGGUUCGUAAUGUUUCAAUGAAUUGUAUUCGAAUGCCAUUUUUGGCUCACCGUAGGGGAGUCUAUACAAUACCGCAGUGUCCGUCGUCCGUCGUCGUCGUCGUCGUCGUCGUCGUCGUCCGUCGUAUCCUAGUUCAAAAACAGUGGCACGUUUCUUAACCGCUAGGCCUAUGAACUUAAAACUUUGUACACAUGACCCCCUAGGUCAGAUGACCCGUGACACUAAAUUUCUGUCCGAUCUGAUUCUCUACUUGGCCACCAGGGGGCCAAAUGUGGAUAUCUAAAAAGUGUGAUAUCUCGCUUAUUAGUGGCUUGUUUUCGAUGAAACUUUUGUUGUAGGUACUCAUAGCAAAUAUACAUCUUAUAUCAUACGGGUUUUUAAUUUGACCUACUUUUCAAGGUCACCGAGGUCAUGUGGCGUAAAUUGGCCGUUAGAGUGUAAACUAUGGCACGUUUCUUAACCACUAAAGCUAUGAACUUGAAACUUGGUACAUAUAACCCCCUAUAUCACAUAGCCUCUGGUGCUGAAUUUCAGUUUGAUCUGAUUCUCAACUUUGCCACCAGGGGGCCAAAAGUGGAAAUCUAAAAAGUGUGAUAUCUCGCUUAUAAGUGACUUGUUUUCGAUAAAAUUUUUAUGGUAGGUACCCUUAGGAAGAAUACAUCACAUAUCUUACGGGUUUUUAAUUUGACCUACUUUUCAAGGUCACAGAGGUCAUAUGGCGUAAAUUGGCCGUUAGAGUGUAAACUAUGGCACGUUUCUUAACCACUAAAGCUAUGAACUUGAAACUUGGUACAUAUAACCCCCUAUAUCACAUAGCCUCUGGUGCUGAAUUUCAGUUUGAUCUGAUUCUCAACUUUGCCACCAGGGGGCCAAAAGUGGAAAUCUAAAAAGUGUGAUAUCUCGCUUAUAAGUGACUUGUUUUCGAUAAAAUUCUUAUGGUAGGUACCCUUAGGAAGAAUACAUCACAUAUCUUACGGGUUUUCAAUUUGACCUACUUUUCAAGGUCACAGAGGUCAUAUGGCGUAAAUUGGCCAUUAGAGUGUAAACUAUGGCACGUUUCUUAACCACUAAAGCUAUGAACUUGAAACUUGGUACAUAUAACCCCCUAUAUCACAUAGCCUCUGGUGCUGAAUUUCAGUUUGAUCUGAUUCUCAACUUUGCCACCAGGGGGCCAAAAGUGGAAAUCUAAAAAGUGUGAUAUCUCGCUUAUAAGUGACUUUGUUUUCGAUAAAAUUUUUAUGGUAGGUACCCUUGGGAAGAAUACAUCACAUAUCUUACGGGUUUUCAAUUUGAUCUACUUUUCAAGGUCACAGAGGUCAUAUGGCGUAAAUUGGCCGUUAGAGUGUAAACUAUGGCACAUUUCUUAACCAGUAAAGCUAUGAACUUGAAACUUGGUGCAUAUAACCCCCUACAUCAGAUAACCUCUGAUGCCAAAUUUUGGCUCGAUCUGAUUCUUUAUUCGGCCACCAGGGGGCCAUAAUGGAAAAAGUAAGAAGUGCAAUAUCUUGCUAAUUUUUAGCUCAGCUGACAAGCUGAGCUAUUCAUAUGAGUAAAUGGUAGAAUGAAUGUCCGUCUGUCUGUCUGUCUGUCUGUCUGUCUGUCUGUCCGUUAAACAGGCACGUUUCAAAACUAUGGCGGAUAGGCGAUAGAUUUUCCCUAUAAGCCAUUUAGACCCUUCAGGACUCCUGAAUAGACCAAGUGUGGGUCCGGCAGGAUUAACAGUUUGGCCACCAAGGGGCAAAAAGCCUAAAUCACAAAACAAUUUUUUGGCGCUUUAUUCAAGCAGAUAGAAGCUUGAAAUAAAGUUGAAAAGGACCGCAUGCAUGUAGGUCUUGAAACUACUAAGAGUAGUUUUGAUUGUUACUACCAGUUGGCGUUACUGAGCCAAAAUCUGUGUUGACCUAGUUUAAGCUUGAUUUGAAUUUCCCGCUCUUGUAUGACUCUGAAGGUUGUGGGUUCCAAUCCCACUUCGGGUCAAUUUUUUUUUUUUUUAAUUUUUACUUUUUUCACUUGUAAAUACAUUUUCUUUACUUUUUUGAAUAAUUUGGUGGGCGGCCAUCUUGGUUUUUUUUUCUAUUUUAAAGCCUUUGCUGUAUCCAGAGUGACAUGAAUUUUAUGGUUGGUGUACAAUAAGUCUCCUUUACAUGAUAUCACAUGGGCUUUCUAUUUGACCUACUUUUCAAGGUCAGCCUGGCUCAGGCACUUAGAUUUGACUAAUAAGUGGCAUAUUUGUCACCAUUUAAAAGUCUUUUUACUUUGGUAUGUUUGCCUGAUAUAUUGACAAAACUGAGGUUGAAAGAGAUCUAUCGGGUACUUUCCAUGUUCAUAUAUUUCAGCUGAGCGCCAGGCCCUUGGGCCUCUUGUUAGUGAUUCGUUUUCAAUAACAUUUUUAUGGUAGGUUCUCCUAGCAAGGAUACAUCACAUGAGUUUUUGAUCUGACCUGCUUUUCAAGGUCACAGAGGUCAAAUGGCGUAAAUUUGUCGUUUGAUUGUAACUAUGGCACGUUUCUUAACCACUAAAGCUUUGAACUUGAAAUUUGAUACACAUGACUCCCUACGUCAUGUAACCUCGGACACCGAAUUUCGAUCUGAUCUGGUACUCAACUCGGCCACCAGGAGGCCAAAACUAAAAUAGGUAAAAAGUGCAAUAUCUCGUUUAUUAUUGACUUGUUUUUGAUGAUAUUCUUAUGGUACUUACUCCAAGCAACGAUACAUCACAUGUCAUACCGACUUUGGUUUGACCUAUAUACUAUACAUGUACAAUGUGUCUUAAUCUGGAUGAAUUACAAAGCACCAAAUAUCUAUACGGUGAGCACAAUGGCCCCUGGCCGUUUCAUUUUCACUUAUCCUGUUUCAGAACAAAUUUGUUACUAAAAUUUGUAAAAUAAAUGGAAAGUGAAAAAACCUACAUAAUAAAGAUGCUUUAAAUUUCA